Aspergillus alliaceus is the source of this 1668-nucleotide messenger RNA. RefSeq lists its product as uncharacterized. Lineage: Eukaryota; Fungi; Ascomycota; Eurotiomycetes; Eurotiales; Aspergillaceae. The record is from RefSeq and is a predicted model, not a curated record. Gene Ontology annotation, cellular component: nucleus. The coding region runs from base 1 to 1668 and encodes 555 amino acids. Gene Ontology annotation, biological process: regulation of transcription by RNA polymerase II. The transcript is spliced from 6 exons.
AUGCUUCCGUCCUUGAUCGACAUUCUUCUCAAAUCCCUGUUCAAUGAACACAUCUGCGUAUUCUGUACCAUGCGUGUUCCUAGUCUGAUUCGUUGCGGUCAUAUCCGCGUUCUAUGCAUCUUGUCUUCAUUUCUAUUGUGGGCGGACAGGUUGGGUUCUGAGCCGGAAUUCAACGGAUUCAGAAGUGAAGGAAGGUGUGGCGCACCUGAUGCGCCCAAAACCGCCGCCUCCAUGACAGAAUCAUAUGAUCCCGACGAAGACCGUCGUUCUCCCGGGCUGGAGAUGACGAGGCCGGACUACAAGCCCCACAAGGACCCGACUCCUCCUUUUCUCCUGAAGGAGCUCAAGGAGUCCGAGAGCAAUUUUAAAUAUUCUACAGGCGAGGGAACACCGGACUGUUCCCAGCCAAACCGACCUGAUAUUGCCUAUUAUGAGAGAACUGACCCACUUCGUCCAGAGCACUUCCAUGACAUUCCCUGUGAAGAUCCACUGGAGAAGAUUAAGCCAGAGAAACUAAAACCAGAGAGCCCUGUGGUGGAGCCGGCAAAGCCUGCAGAGCCUCAAUCGGAAACGGAUCCGAGUGAAAUCGCGCACGGUGCUCUGCAACUACUGGAACUGCCAAAGCCUAGUGAUGAACCUUUGGAGUCUCCGGUGGUCCCUGUGAAGCCCCCCGUUCUUUCUCCGGACGAGCAUGUGGUGACAACAGAAUUGCCUUCGCCAAAGCCUUCCCAGCCACCGCUGGCCGCUGCCAGUCUCCCAGACAAGAAACCGUUCGGGCCGCCAUCACCUUUAAGACAAUUUGAAAUACACCCGACGCAGGACAUCUUACCGCCGUUCCACUCCCCAGACAAUACCACUACCCUUCCCCCCAUUCAGACCGCACUGCGUGGGAUCCCCCAUGUAAAAGAGCCUCCUAUACGCGUUACUGGGUCAUCUCCAUACUCUCUACCGCCAGUCACAGCGAGUUCUCCGCCCGGAUUUAGGUGUGAUCUUGCUGUUUGGGAGAAUCAACGACCGGGCCAGUUUGUUCCCCCUCCGAGCCCUUACUCGCAUUUGUCACCCGCGAGUACAAAAGAUCUGUCCGCCGUGUCUUCCCCAGCCUCGCAGAACUCGUAUUGGAGAUCUCACAAAUCGGACAUACCUUACAUCACCGCCACUUACGACAUGCCACAUCCGACAGCCAAAAGUCCUGCAACGAGCUAUCCAACGCCCACCGAUCAGACUCCCGUGGGGACGUGUGACCGGACCCCAUACCAUCCCCAUUCGCAGCCUAAUGGAGUAGUCCCGACGGCAGCGUAUAAAUGUCGUCAUCCAGGGUGUACCGCCCCUCCUUUCCAGACGCAAUAUUUAUUAAACUCGCACGCAAAUGUCCAUUCACAAGAUCGCCCUCAUUUCUGUCCCGUUGAUGGCUGUCCUCGGGGGUUGGGUGGGAAAGGGUUCAAGCGCAAGAAUGAGAUGAUUCGACACGGCCUUGUCCAUAACUCUCCGGGCUAUGUGUGCCCUUUCUGCCCCGACCAACAGCAUAAAUACCCAAGACCAGACAACUUGCAACGGCACGUGCGAGUCCAUCAUGUUGACAAGAGCAAAGAUGACCCGGCGCUCCGGCAGGUUCUUUCCCAGCGGCCCGAGGGCAGCGCGCGAGGACGACGCCGUCGGGCCAACACUUAA